Messenger RNA from Rotaria socialis, 4698 nucleotides. Lineage: Eukaryota; Metazoa; Rotifera; Eurotatoria; Philodinida; Philodinidae. The record is from the annotation of a GenBank genome assembly.
AUGGCGGUUACUAAAGAUAAUGAACUAGACGAAAGUUCAGAAGUAAUUACCGAGGAAACAACGCCGGUUGCGUCGCGUGCUCAAUCAAAUUAUAGUACACAACGAACGAAAUUAUUAAUUGCACCAACGAAAUAUGGAGAAAACAGAGCACAAUAUUUAUGGAGAUUAUUGCGCUGUUCGAUUCGUCGAACGAUUGAGACUGUUUCACGUGCUGAUGAUACCGAUAUUGAACGAUCACAUGGUCUACAUUUUGUAAGAAAUAUGAAUCAUGAAAUUCAAGUAGAAUGUGUUUCAUUUAAUAUUAAACAAAAAGAAAUUAUAAGUAUUGACAAUAGAAGAAUCGCUCGCAUCUAUCAUUCUGAUGGUCGAGCAUUCAAAAAAUUGAAACUUGGUAUACAAUUAGAUCAAUUAUUGUAUUGUGUAAAUGAAGAUGAAUUUAUUGGUUGGUCAUUAGAAAAACGAGAAAUUCAUGUGUUUGGUCCUGAUCUUGACAUUUUGUCAACAUCAACGUGUGAUUACAAUAUUAAUGGUUUAAGUUAUAAUGAAUUGACAUCAGAUGUAUUUACUUGUGGACGUGGUGUUACCGUUUGGCAAUUUCGUUAUAAUCGAAAACAUCUAUUACCUAAAUUUGAAUGUCGAGAAGGUUUUUCAGACAAUAUUGAGUUUACUAUAUUAGCUGCUGAACAAGCAGGUGGCAAUAUACAACGAUUAUUUGUUACAUCGGGUUAUGAUGUUUUGACUUUCAAUGUAGCAGAUGAAGGAAAAGUAUGUUCAAUGAAACAAGAUUUACAUGUGCGACCGAUUGUAGCCAUGCUUUUUCAUGAACAACGCGAUGUUUUGAUUACAGCUGCUCGCGACGGAUCUAUUAAAGUUUGGGAUCAUCGUUGGUUUAUUCUAUUUGCUUAUGUUGGUCAUCAAGAUCGUGUAUUAUUUUUAAGUAAACAUCCAUUUGGACCCUAUCUUAUUUCGAGUAGUCAAGAUCGAACUAUUCGAGUAUGGAGUCUUGAAUAUGGUGAUGUUGUUGAUGUUAUUCCAGUACCUGAACCUGUAUCUCAUAUGAAUGUAACACGAAAUUAUGAAAAAUUUCUUGUUAAAUCAAUCAAAUGUUUGCAGCUAUGGUGUGUAAAACAUUAUUGUGAUUUUUUAACUUUUGCUGGAUCACCUAUUCUAAAAACAAUCUGUACGACACAUCCUGAUUAUCCAACACGAACAGUUCUUCUAUGUAAAGAUUCAACUGCACGAAUAGUUACUUCUGUUAAUGGUGAUGUAUUAACAAGUCUUGUUUGUGAUUUAAAUUUUAAAGCCACAUCAUGUGCAUAUGCAAUUGGUGAAAAUGUACUGUUUGUUUGCAAUGGCACUACGUUGAUUAAAGCAGAUACCACAGUAAAUCCUUGUAAAAUUAUGGAAAAGUUUAAUGUAACGGAUUAUACAAUUGAUUGUUUAUCAAUAUAUGAAUAUGUAACGCAGAGUGAUAUGGACGAAACGCCAAUGUUUAAAUCAUUAGUGACAAAACCAUCGAGUGAAUUAGUACAUAUUGCAUUAAAAGGUUUCAGUAGAACGUUAUUAAUUGCUGGUUUAAGCAACGGUUGUAUUGCUGUUUUAAAUUGGAAUACUGGAGAAAUUGACUUUUCUAUGGAGAUGCAUUCAGCUCGUCCGGUUGUUGAUAUUAUUUCUAAUCCAAGUACCGAUCAGAUAAUAUCGUGUGGUGCUGAUUUAAUUGUUCGCAUUUGGCGAGUGUUUCCUUAUGCUGUUGAAUCACUCUCAGUUGUCCGUUCAAUCUUUUGUGCUCUACCACCUAUUCAUCUAGCUAUGAUAAAAAAGUCACUUGCUGUUGCUUUCCGAGAAGAAUCAACAUUGACACAUUCAUUAAUGAUUUAUAAUUUAGAAAAUAAUGAGCGAUAUGAUCAUUUACCAGAAACUGAUCACUGUGAUAAAAUAACAGCCAUAGCAGGCUGUUCGAAAUUAAAAGUAGUCGCUACUGGUAGUCUUGAUGGUACAUUAAGAAUAUGGAAUGGAAAAAAUCAAUUGAUCAGAAUGAUUGUCAUUCAUGAUAAUAUUCAUUCGUUGGGUUUUUCAAAUGAUGCUGGAGAUUUAGUUAUUGGUAUAGGCGAUCAUUUAUACAAAAUGUUACAUACAGCAUAUUUGCCGAAAGCUAUUUUAUUUAAAACAAUAUCAAUGCAAUUUAAGCAAGAAAUACCUGAAGUGAAAGAAAGUGAAGAAACGGACAGUGCUCAAUUGACGCGUAUGUCAUCAGCGGAUCUUAUUCGUUUGAAACGAGCCCGUAAAGCAGAAAAAAUAGAAAUGAAUGUUAUUCCUGAAAAUGUCGGCGUUUCCGAAUUUCAUGCACGAUCAAUGGAACAUAUGAAAUUAAAAACUCUUGAAUUAGAAAAAUUAGAAAAACGUGAUAUAGAAAUUGCAUUAAUUGCAGAAGGAAAAAUUCAACGAACAAAAAAAUACAAAGUAUCAUCAAAAGUUCGAAAAGAAGCAUUUAAUGAAUAUAUGAAAUUAUAUUUAAAAGAACCAAAAAAAGGCUUAUUAGACGAUGAUAUGUAUAAAAUAACAGAUCAAGACUUAUUUGGGCCACCACCAUCGAAAUUGGACACGUUUAUAACUCAAAGAGAUGACGAGGGAUUUUUUCCUUCAAUAAAAGAAGCAAAUCAAGAUCCUCUAUCGCAAUUGUAUCAAGAACGUCAAAAAAAAUUAUCUGAACUUCAAGAACAUUAUAGUAAUCAAGCACCACGUCUCAACGAUGAUAUUCGUAUUAUCAAGCAACAACAAGAAAAAUAUGAACUGAAAAAAUUACUUAAUAAUAAUCUAGAAAAAAUAACUUUACCUGAUGAUCGUCCUCAUUAUGGACCUGGUGCUGUUGUGCCGAAUUCUGUUUUGGCUAAAUUACUUUGGCCUAAUCGACAACCCAAGAAACCAGUACGAGACGAAUGGAUACCACCUGUUUUAUCUGCAGAACAAUUAAAAGCACUAGAAAAAGAAACUCCAGUUCGUCUACCAGGAAAAGCUAAAGAAGUUCCAAGUUCUGAACCAGUUGAUGAAGAAGCUGAAUGGAAAGAAUUAAUGGAAGCAACAAUGAAAAAGAAACUCGAUGCUGAUGACGAUGAGAUGAUCGAACGUUUAGAAAAACAGAAGAAGAAAAAUCAGAGUGAUUUUAUGAAACAUUUAACUGAUCUUGCACAACAAGCUGCUGAGCCGAUUUCAUCAGCAGAACCUGAACCAUUCGGUGAUGAACUCAAUCCUGAAUCUGCCGGAGCAGCUCCAGGUUCAUCACAACCCAAUAGUCGAUUGGCUCGUCAAGUUCCAUUACGACGUCCACCAGUUGUCAAAACCGCUACGCCAUCAAAACCGGCUCGAAUACCUGUUAAAGUCAUACCAAUCGCUACUAGUGAAUCAACACAAACCAUGGAAACACGUGUUAAAACUCCACGCCAAUUUUCAGGACCAUUUACGCGUUUUAUUGAUAAACUUAAAGAGUUAAAUUGGUUUGAAGAACAAUAUCCAUUAGUUAAAGUUGAUGGUUUUCUCGACAAUUGUGAUGAAGGCGUAUUUCCAACUGAUGUAUUACAACGCAUAGAUUUCAUUUCAGCUGUUGAAAAUCGUAUUGUAGUUUUACAUGAAAUUGAAAAUUUGUAUCGUGCUAUCCCAAUAAAUGAUAUUGGACGUGAUACAGUUGUCGAUAGAAUUUUAUUUCAAUUAUCUAAAUUUACUCCACCGAAUUAUGGACCAAACGAUAUUGAAUUUAUUACAACAUAUCUUCGUUUACUUGCUCAUAUGAAUAAAAUGACAAUGGACGUUGUUGCUGAAUUAAUUUUUUGGUAUUUAGAUGGUGGUGAACAAAUUCGGCCAUUUGUUAAGAAUCUAUUUAAUCGAUGCGGAUUGGAUGAUCCAUUCGGUCAUUUCUAUAGUGAAAUGGAUUCAUGGAAAUUAUGGGAACUCAAUCCAAUUGAAUCACGCAGCACAGGAAUAAAAUCACUUGCUACUGAAUGGCUUCGACAGUAUGUAUUUCGAAUAAUAUUUUUUGAACAUUUAAUACGUAUUGAAAAAUUUCAUUAUAUUCAUACAUUACUGCAUUCGUCUAAUAUUUUAUUAAAUAGAUGGUUACGAGCAUUCCGUACACAUAUUGAAGAAAUGCAGUUCCGAUUGAAAAAUGGUGAUAUACAUGUGCAAAUAAGUAAUGCAACAUCAAGAGCCUUAACUGGUGAUACAUCAUUGGCAACAAGAUCAUCAGUCAAUGGCAAAAAUGUAACAAUAACAGUAGAUGGAUUACCACGUGUAACUACAAGCAAUAUAUCAUACAUGGAAGUAAUAAAUUAUUUUGUUGAAAUAACUCAAGAUCAAAUAGAGGAGCGCAAUCAACCAAGAGAGAAGCCUGAUAAUAAUACAAUUCUUGUUUUACCGAAAAUUAAUAAACAAUCUGCACUCGUACGAUUGGGAGAAUCACAUACUGAUUUUCAUCGACCAAUUAAACGAUACCCACUCCUUCUACCGCAUGAACAUCGUUUUGAACCAGGUGAUCUUAGUAUGGGACGAUGUAUUAAUUAUCCAGUGAGAAAACUAUUUCUCGAUCCAUUUCGCCGUCAAAUUUUUUCUGACGAUGUUGAUUAUGAAGAUUGCGCACCAUACUUACUUACACUUAAACUAGCACCAAAAUAUUUUCUACCUGUUCUUUCACAAGUGACCAAAAUUUAA